Molecule: messenger RNA, 804 nt
Organism: Rotaria socialis
Lineage: Eukaryota; Metazoa; Rotifera; Eurotatoria; Philodinida; Philodinidae
Source: the annotation of a GenBank genome assembly
AUGAAUAUUAAACCAACUCGAUCUACAAUCGAUUUUACACAAAUAACUAUUGAUUCUUUAUCAUUGCCAUCUAAAAAAGAAAAACAACCAUUAUUAAUAAUGUCAAAUUCUGAACAAACUAAUAUUGAUUCUACAUUUACAACACUUGAUCUUAAUAAAAAUGUAAAAACUCUUAUGGAAUCAACAACAUAUACGCUAGGUCAUGAUUUGGAUGAUCAGCGAUCAGUGAAAACUGAUACUAAACAACAAUUUUUAGUACAACAACAAUUAAAUUCAAUACAAAACUUUGAUGGACAUGGUAAUUCAAAAAUUUGGUUAAAACAUAUUAUAGAAAAAUUUGAUUUAUUACAACUUACGUCUCUUGAACGUAAUGAAUUAAUUUCAGAAAUUCUGACUGGUGAAGCACUUAUUUGGUAUGCUGAACAACAGGAUUAUAUACCAACCUUCAUUACGUUUAUGAAGAAAUUUUUACAAUAUUUUGAUACUCAAGAGUUAAAGACAGAUUUAUCAAGACAGAUUAUUUCAUCAGCUAUGACAUCGAAGCAAGUAGAAGAUGCUAGUUGUGAAGAUACUGUUAUGAAUUGUUUACGAAAUCAAUUGUUAAUUACGAACCUUGCAAAAUUACAAAAAUAUUCUGGCAAAUUACAACAAAAUGUAUCUAAAUGGCAAAGAGAAAUUCAACAAACAAUGAAUACGUUUAAAUUAACGGAUGAUGAAAAACUUUUUUAUGUGUCUUUAUGUUUAGAAGGCGAUGCACGAGAGAUUCACCCUACUUUGGUCGGAAAGAAGAAUGUCGAAAGGUAA